AAUUGAUACCUAAAAUCACCGUCCUAACAUAAUUCUAUGUACCGGACCCCCUGGACCCCCCCCCCUUCGCUACGCCACUGAGGACACAAUGUGACAACUCCGGUGGGGGGAGAGGGAGUGGCAGCUUAACUUCAGCUCAUGUUUCCUUUUGUAAUGUCAAAGUAACCCAACUAUAUCCCAGAUAGACUAAUUACGAAAAUUUCGUAAUAGUAUUGCAAUUAAGAGAUUAUCUUAUCGUGAGGGGUGUGGUAUUUUUAGAAACCCUGGAGGGGUUUUUUUCCAGGAAAUUAUUUUUUGGAUUUCGUCAUCUCAUGCCGGCCGUAUAAAUAGAGGUUCGUUUGAAAGAAAGAUUCAGUUUAUUCGAGGUAGUCACUGGAGUCACUUCAGAGCUCUUAUACCUGUAUAAUUAUGGAUAUCGUUCGUAGUGACCGGGGUGUACUCUAUGUACACAACAAUUUUAUUUAUAAAAGUAACAAAUUACAAAACAAUAUUCGAUAUUUAAAAUGUAAUAUGAAUACAUGUUUAAGCCGGGCAUGCUUUAAUGAACAAACUGCUCAAGUGACCACCACACCCCACAACCACGAUCCUGAUGAAGUGGCUGUAGAACUUCUGCACUUGAAAAAUGAACUCAAGGCCCAGGCAGUUACUGACCACAGGGCGCCGAGAGUCAUAUUUGACGAUGUUUGUGUAAGGUUUCCCAGAGCAGCUUUAAGGAUCGGGUAUCCCGGGGUACGCUCAACAAUAUACAAAUAUCGUCAACGGGGAAACCCGCCAAUACCUCGAUCCUUACAAGAAUUUUCCACCAUACUCCUUGGAGACCAGUGGAGACAUCUUUCUAUGACCAUCGAGGGUGGCGACGAACCACUGUUCCGAGGUGUCGUUGGCGGAGAGGCUGAAGGGUGGACAGCAGCCAUAUACGUUUCACCGCGACUACGGACUGCGCUGGUCAACACGCAACGGCUCCACAUUGAUGGAACAUUCAAAGUAUUACCCGAACAGCUGCAUGCUUAUCAGCUGGUGACAAUCCAUGGCGAGUUCUUGAAUCAUCUGUUUCCGGUAGCUUUUGUGCUAAUGACGAGGAAAACACAGGACUCCUACCAAGGUGUUUUCGUAUUUUUAAAACAAUUGAUUCCUGAUUGGAAUCCGCAGGUCAUUUUGACUGACUUUGAGUUGGCUAUGAGCAAUGCUGCUCAGUUAGUAUGGCCUAAUGCUCGAGUAGUCGGAUGCUUCUUUCAUUUUGCACAGGCAAUCUAUCGCAUGCACAGGCAGCUUCGCCUCCAACACAUAGUUGACACCAACGUACAGGCUGCUAAGACUCUUCAGAUGCUGAUGUCAUUAGCUUUGCUGCCUGCUGAAAGAAUUGCACUUGGCCUCAGGGUCAUAACCCACUACGCAGUGCUGCACGGUCUGGCAGCCAGAUUCAGAAUACUGCUUCGCUAUAUGGAAAAUUUCUGGAUGCGGAUGGUCGGUGCAAAUCGAUUUAGCGUGUUUGGCGAGCCGCACCGGACCAACAACGCUCUGGAGGCAUUCCACAGCAGCUUAUUAAGGACAAUGGGGCCACAUCCUGGAGUGUGGAAGUUCCACGAUAACCUCAGGAAAAUUGAAAAUGCCCAGUGGCAGGACUACAAUCGAAUGGCGAAUGGCGUACAGCAUGUUCGCCAAAGAAGGCGUGCCUACGUGCGCCAAGACGCUGCAAUACACCAGGCGUCAACCAUGUUGAUCCAGGGGAGAUACAAUGAGGCGCAGUUCCUAAACCGCGUGUCGCACUUUACCUUGUCGUUAGCCGACACAAUGAGAGCUGAGCGAGUGCGGCUAGCGGCAAUCCCUGGCAAUGAUGGGCGCCGUGUAGCAGCAGCAGAACCAGUGAUGCCACCACCACUUCUGCAAGCUGAGCAAAAUCGUCGUCCUGCCCCUGAGGUUUGUAAACUUACUGUUUUCGUUGUAGUUAAUUUUUGACACCUAAGGAGGUCAUAAUUAUUACAGCAAUUUCAUAUUUCAAAUUGGCUUUAAAGGUUUGUGUAUAUUAUAUUUCAAGAAAACUAAUGAAACUAGAACCCCUUUCUUUCCUUGGCAUACUUUUGCAUG
Homalodisca vitripennis (glassy-winged sharpshooter) is the source of this 2085-nucleotide messenger RNA. RefSeq lists its product as uncharacterized. The record is from RefSeq and is a predicted model, not a curated record. The coding region runs from base 409 to 1956 and encodes 515 amino acids. The transcript has 6 exons. Lineage: Eukaryota; Metazoa; Arthropoda; Insecta; Hemiptera; Cicadellidae.